AUGCGUCCUCUGAAUGACAGCGGCUCUGUGGGCGCGCAGGACGUGGUGCGGGAUGAGAGUUUGGCAGUAGUGGAGAUCGCUCUGCUCAGCGUCAUCUUCGUCAGCGCCUCCAUCCUCAACACCUCCGUGCUCGUCGUCCUCUGGAGACAGCGCAAACAGAUGUCCCGGAUGCGCGUCUUCGUGUUCCACCUGUGCCUCGCGGACUUGGUGGUCGCCUUCUUCCAGGUGUGCCCGCAGCUCAUGUGGGACAUCACAGACAGAUUCGUGGGACCGGACCUGGUGUGCCGCCUGGUAAAGUACCUGCAGGUGCUGGGCAUGUUCUCAUCCACUUACAUGAUUGUGGUGAUGACGGUGGACAGAUACCAAGCUGUGUGCAACCCGAUGGUGAAGUUCCAGCGCUCACGCACAAGACUGAACAUCCCCGUGUGCGUCGCCUGGGGCGUCUCUCUGCUGGGCAGCCUGCCGCAGGUUUUCAUCUUCUCACAGGUCGAGGUAGCACCCGGUGUGUUUGACUGCUGGGCGAAAUUCGUCCAGCCGUGGGGACUGCAGACUUACAUUACCUGGACCACGCUGGUCAUUUUUGUUUUACCCGUCAUUAUGAUUGUUUUUUGCCAAGUGCGCAUCUGCCAGGCCAUCCAGAUCAACCUGUACCAAAAGACCCAGCAGCGGGUAGGUCUCCCUCUGCCAUCCAGCAGUGUGGCCGGUAUGUCCAGAGCCAGAGUCAAGACGUUGAAGAUGACAGUGUUUAUCGUGCUGGCUUAUAUUGCCUGCUGGGCUCCCUUCUUCACUGUCCAGCUCUGGUCCGCCUGGGACACACAUGCACCAAAAGAAACUGCGAUUUUCACCAUCCUGAUGUUGCUGGCCAGUCUGAACAGCUGCGCCAACCCCUGCAUCUACCUUCUGUUCAGCGACCAGUUUCCCAAAAGGCUGGUCACUCUCAUGUGCCAGCGUCAGUCCAACAGUAAAGAUUCAAUGCACGACGAGGCGACGCUGGUCAGCACGUUGUACAUGAGCUUCAAAAAUGGAUCCGAGCCCAAAUAA
Messenger RNA from Paralichthys olivaceus (Japanese flounder), 1041 nucleotides. RefSeq names its product vasopressin V2 receptor-like. Gene Ontology annotation, molecular function: vasopressin receptor activity; peptide binding. Gene Ontology annotation, biological process: regulation of systemic arterial blood pressure by vasopressin; G protein-coupled receptor signaling pathway; cellular response to hormone stimulus. Gene Ontology annotation, cellular component: plasma membrane. The record is from RefSeq and is a predicted model, not a curated record. Lineage: Eukaryota; Metazoa; Chordata; Actinopteri; Pleuronectiformes; Paralichthyidae.